GAAAACGUUCAAAAUGCAAGUUUAUUAAAUUUAUUAACUUAAGAGUAUAUUAGAAGUAACAAGCUUUGACGGAUCUUAUUUUUACCAAUGAUGCCUAUCAAAAAAAUAGAUUGAUCAAACUUUAUAAAAAAUUUUCAUUAGAUGUCUAAAGUUAUUGCUGUUUUUGGCGCCACAGGUAAACAAGGAGGCUCUGUACUUCGCUCGUUAGUAAAAACAGAUCGCUAUCGUGUAAGAGCUGUGACUAGAAACAGCAGUUCAGAGAAAGCAAAAGAGCUUUCUAAUCUAAAAAAUGUUGUGGUAGUUGAAGCUGAUUUAGAUAAUAAAGAUAGUUUGGAUGUUGUUCUUAAAGGUUGCUACGGUGUAUUUUUUGUAACAGACUUCACCGCUCACUUUGUAAAAAACAAAGAAGUUGACCAAGGUAUUAAUUUAAUUAAUAAAGCAAUAAUAAAUAACGUCAAACACAUUGUCUUCAGUGGAUUGGAGAAUGUCGAGUCACAGAUCAAUGAACCUUGUUUACAUUUUGAUUACAAAGCAGCUAUCGAGGAUUACGGUAUGAAACAAAAAGACAAACUAAAUUUCACUUCAGUUCGAAUGCCUAUGUACUAUCAAGAAGUAGUUAGUUCGGUUUUAAACAAAGCGUUUGGAAAUCGAUUUUUAUUGAACAUACCAAUGGAUUCAGGCAAAAAGCUUUACAUAAUGAAUGUUGAGGAUAUUGGGAAUUGUGUAGCAAGUGUGUUUUCAGAUCCUGAACAGUACAAAUCACAAAAAAUAGGUCUUUGUGGAGAUUUUCUUAAAGUUUCUGAUAUAGUUCUGCUUUUGAAUCAAGAGUUAUCGCCGCUUAAAAUUUACUUUCCAGGUGGCUGGUUUAAUAGAGUUCUUUUUAGAAACAUUCUAAGGUUCCCAGGUGUUAAAGAUCUUCAAAUAAUGUUUGAAUAUUUCAAUCUUCAAAUUAUGAAGCGUGACCCAGAUUUGACAAAAAAACUAAACCCAGAAGUUGUCAAUUUUGCUACUUGGCUUAAUAAAAAUCGCAAUGAA
Hydra vulgaris (swiftwater hydra) is the source of this 1035-nucleotide messenger RNA. Its product is annotated as nmrA-like family domain-containing protein 1. NCBI's taxonomy places the organism in Eukaryota, Metazoa, Cnidaria, Hydrozoa, Anthoathecata, Hydridae. The record is from RefSeq and is a predicted model, not a curated record. Gene Ontology annotation, cellular component: nucleus.